Molecule: messenger RNA, 1857 nt
Organism: Pseudogymnoascus verrucosus
Lineage: Eukaryota; Fungi; Ascomycota; Leotiomycetes; Thelebolales; Thelebolaceae
Exons: 4
Coding region: 227-1642 (471 amino acids)
Biological process (GO): regulation of DNA-templated transcription
Molecular function (GO): zinc ion binding; DNA-binding transcription factor activity, RNA polymerase II-specific
Source: RefSeq, a predicted model, not a curated record
CUGACAUCCUCAAAUCUCAGCCUCAACACAAAAGACAAAAUGCGUCAGUGCGAGGUGGAACUUUAAAUUACGUGGCUGCAGCUUUAUAAUAUGCCUCGUCCCUGCCCAUUAUUUUCGCCCUAUUAUUGCCUAUUUAGAACAAUGGACGAGCCUUCAACGGGGUGUAUUCGUGAUCGAACCUGAAGGCAAACAAGUGCCGAUAUUACUUUUACCUGAUACCAACGCAAUGGCUGAGAAAAGGAAACUUGGUCCUGCGGAUAAGCGUCGGCAGGUUAAGCGUUGCAGUGCGUGCUCUGCUCGUAAGAUUAAGUGCGAGGGCGGCUUCCCCUGCAAGUAUUGCAUCAAGACGGGAAAAUCAUGUUUGCCUCCAAAGCAAAGUACAGGCACAGUGCUGUUUGUGGAAGGGCAUACUUCCGGAGAGACCAAACUACAGACGGCGUUGAGUCGCCCCAAACUUAAUAUAGUGUCAGGCAUCCCAACCAACGGGGAUCCUGCAGAACGCUUUAUUGGCUGCUUCCUCCUAUUCAUCCAGCAAAAUCGGUUUACGGCAAGCUUUCAGAGCCUUGACACGGAGAUUUUGUACCUGGUUCGCACUUCCCCGCUCCUGUACCACUCCGCUGUUGCAAUCGGAGCCCUGGACGCCAGUCGCCGAGGCUCGAUCAGCGUGUCAAAGGGACGUGAAUCUCCACAGUAUGUGGCUUUCAGUUCGUACCGUGCUUCUAUUCGCGUCCUUCAGGCGAGUGUAUCGGAAAAGGAUGCUGCCCAGAGAGAUGAUGUGCUAUGGGGCACCUUCUUCCUCGGUCUCUUCGAGCUACUUACGGACCCAUCUGGUGAUGGAUGGGUCAAGCACAUACUCCAUGGUACAUCCAUGAUUCUCAGGUUGUCAAGCCCGGACAAGAACAUGUCCUCUCUGCGGCGAACCUUCUAUGGGAUAUUCCGCAUGCUUGAAGCUAGCAGAGCCCUCCUAUAUAAUGAGGCUACGAUACUGGCAGAAGACUCCUGGGUGAAUUUUCACAAGCAACUUGCACCUAACGAUGGGAUCUGGGACCCAAUCGAAGAGAUUCUGGCUCUCAUGAUCCGAUGUGCCACGUUUAAUCUCCGGGGCUAUGAAAUUGUCUCGCAGAUUCCCGAGUUACAACGGUACACUGAUCCGGCUGUUUCUGCUCUGGGUUUUGAGGGUCUUGCGAUACAAAAUGACUUGUAUGCGUGGCACGCCCAAGCAUUGUUGCUUCUGGGAGACACUACUAGCGACAGCUCUCCGCUUCUCCUCGCUCUCGCAUAUUAUAAUGCGCUUCUAAUCUUCCUCUCCGGCAACUUUGACUAUUUCCCUUAUUGGGCUCCUCCCAACGCGCCGAUUCUGCCUAAAUCCGAGGUAGCGGCACACGUGGCGGCAAUACUGCAGUUGACGGAUGCGGCGCUGAACACGUCAAGGCUUGCAGGGGCGCUGAUGUUUUUCCCGCUUCGAGUGGCAGGGUCGCGCGCUGGGGGGAAGGAACAGAGGGGUGCGAUUCUGGGCAUGCUUUCGAGGGUGGCUCAGAGGGGCUUUGUCGUUGCGGGGAAGAUUAGAGAUGAUCUGCAGGAAGUCUGGGUUGAGAGGGGGAUGAUUUCUGAUGGCGAAGACUGCACAUUGCAGAUAUCAUAGCAAUUAGAUGGUGGGUAAUUGUAAUAAUGAAGUCAACAUAAUCUAAGGCGGUCUUGGGGACCAUCGAAGUCACGGCCCCAGAUAUGUCGACUGGCCAUCUUGGCCAUCACCUGGUUCUUGUCGCUGUCAGCGUCAGGCAUCAUAUGAGAUUUGUAGAUCACAACAAUUCGGGUUAUUAUAAGUCUAGGUAUUACCGUGAAACAUGAAUAUUUGGG